Messenger RNA from Cladocopium goreaui, 2682 nucleotides. The record is from the annotation of a GenBank genome assembly. NCBI's taxonomy places the organism in Eukaryota, Dinophyceae, Suessiales, Symbiodiniaceae.
AUGUCGCAGAUGUCGAAGAUGUCGUGUGCUGUGGCCGUGGCCGCCUUUGGCCUUGUCCUCCUCAACGGCGUCAAUUUCGUGGCUCCCAACGUGCCGAAGUCGCUAAUGCCCCAGACGUUUUCCCAGUCCGAGACUGCUCCAAUGCCAUCUGCAGAGACGAGCGUCCCAGCUUAUGGCACGGCCGGCAUGGCGCUGAUGGCUACAGCAGCUGUUGGCCUUUUGGCAGCCGGCGCCCAACGCAUGAAGGUGGCAAGGAAGGCUACUCAUGGAAUCAAGUUCAGCUACUCCAUUCAGAAGGACGCCUAUGCCGACCUGGAGUUCAUGAACGAUGUGGGCUAUUUGCCAGAUGGCACGCCAAUGAACAGGGCUGGCAAUGCCAUCAACCACCCGGAGACCAUUGGACCAGAUCCUCACACUCCCGGAUCUCCUUUGCCCCGGGCAAUCUUCGUCAACUCUGUUGGCUACCUCCCAGAUGGCACUCCACUGAACGCAGCAGGAAAUGCCUUGAACCAUCCUGAGACCAUGCAGCCUGACUCACAUGCUCCUGGCUCCCCCUUGCCAAGAUCGUAUUAUGCUGCGGAAGUGGGCUACCUGGUGGAUGGCACCGAUUUGGUCACUGCAGGAAACCUCUCCGUUCAGGGUGUCCCAGCCGCUGCACCUGCCGCUGCACCGGCGGCAGUGCAACAGCCAGUGGCAGCUGCUUUUGUGGGAGCCUCUGCUGGGAUGGGAAGUGCCGGAGCAGACAAGCGAGUGCCCGCAGGUUUUGCCUAUGCCGUGCAGAAGGAUGCCUAUGCUGACUUGACCUAUGGAAAUGAUGUGGGAUAUUUGCCAGACGGCACUCCCAUGAACACCGCUGGCAACUGCAUCAACCACCCAGAGACCAUUGGACCGGACCCUCAUUCUCCAGGCUCUCCGUUGCCUCGUGCCAUCUUCGUGAACGACGUCGGCUACUUGCCGGAUGGCACACCAAUGAACAGGGCCGGCAAUGCCAUCAACCACCCUGAGACAAUUGGACCGGACCCUCAUACUCCUGGCUCUGAAUUGCCACCAUCGGUCUAUGCUGCUGACAUUGGAUACUUGGUGGACGGCACGUCGAAGAUGUCGUGUGCUGUGGCCGUGGCCGCCUUUGGCCUUGUCCUCCUCAACGGCGUCAAUUUCGUGGCUCCCAACGUGCCGAAGACGUUUUCCCAGUCCGAGACUGCUCCAAUGCCAUCUGCAGAGACGAGCGUCCCAGCUUAUGGCACGGCCGGCAUGGCGCUGAUGGCUACAGCAGCUGUUGGCCUUUUGGCAGCCGGCGCCCAACGCAUGAAGGUGGCAAGGAAGGCUACUCAUGGAAUCAAGUUCAGCUACUCCAUUCAGAAGGACGCCUAUGCCGACCUGGAGUUCAUGAACGAUGUGGGCUAUUUGCCAGAUGGCACACCAAUGAACAGGGCUGGCAACGCCAUCAACCACCCGGAGACCAUUGGACCAGAUCCUCACACUCCCGGAUCUCCUUUGCCCCGGGCUGAAUUCGUCAACUCCAUUGGCUACCUCCCAGAUGGCACACCGAUGAACGCAGCAGGAAACGCCUUGAACCAUCCUGAGACCAUGCAGCCUGAUAUGCACAACCCUGGCUCCCCCUUGCCAGCCUCGUUCUAUGCCGCAGAGGUUGGAUACCUGGUGGAUGGUACUCCCAUGGCAACAGCCGGCAACCUCUCCGUGCAGGCUCCCCCUGUGGCCUCCACCCCUGCCUCUAUGCCUGCAGCCCCUCCAACUCCACCACCCUCUGCACCAACAUCCGUGGCAGCCGGCUUCACAAGCACAGCCACAGAGGCUGUGCAUGGCAUCAAGUUCAGCUACUCCAUGCAGAAGGAUGCCUAUGCGGAUUACGAGUUCAUCAACGAUGUGGGCUACCUGCCAGAUGGCACGCCAAUGAACAGGGCUGGCAAUGCCAUCAACCACCCGGAGACCAUUGGACCAGAUCCUCACACUCCCGGAUCUCCUUUGCCCCGGGCAAUCUUCGUCAACUCUGUUGGCUACCUCCCAGAUGGCACUCCACUGAACGCAGCAGGAAAUGCCUUGAACCAUCCUGAGACCAUGCAGCCUGACUCACAUGCUCCUGGCUCCCCCUUGCCAAGAUCGUAUUAUGCUGCGGAAGUGGGCUACCUGGUGGAUGGCACCGAUUUGGUCACUGCAGGAAACCUCUCCGUUCAGGGUGUCCCAGCCGCUGCACCUGCCGCUGCACCGGCGGCAGUGCAACAGCCAGUGGCAGCUGCUUUUGUGGGAGCCUCUGCUGGGAUGGGACGUGCCGGAGCAGACAAGCGAGUGCCUGCAGGUUUUGCCUAUGCCGUGCAGAAGGAUGCCUAUGCUGACUUGACCUAUGGAAAUGAUGUGGGAUAUUUGCCAGACGGCACUCCCAUGAACACCGCUGGCAACUGCAUCAACCACCCAGAGACCAUUGGACCGGACCCUCAUUCUCCAGGCUCUCCGUUGCCUCGUGCCAUCUUCGUGAACGACGUCGGCUACUUGCCGGAUGGCACACCAAUGAACAGGGCCGGCAAUGCCAUCAACCACCCUGAGACAAUUGGACCGGACCCUCAUACUCCUGGCUCUGAAUUGCCACCAUCGGUCUAUGCUGCUGACAUUGGAUACUUGGUGGACGGCACGCCCCUUGAUGCUGCUGGCAACAACGCAGUGCACUGA